Molecule: messenger RNA, 8486 nt
Organism: Athalia rosae (coleseed sawfly)
Lineage: Eukaryota; Metazoa; Arthropoda; Insecta; Hymenoptera; Athaliidae
Gene: Gfrl
Exons: 17
Coding region: 1315-5076 (1253 amino acids)
Biological process (GO): nervous system development
Cellular component (GO): external side of plasma membrane; signaling receptor complex
Molecular function (GO): signaling receptor activity
Source: RefSeq, a predicted model, not a curated record
GAGACGCCGAUAGACGCACGACGGAAAUUUUGGCGCACCGUUUGGCGCGUCGCCGCGACCCCGUCGACCGCGCCGAAGGUGGUGGCACCCGUUGCACCACAACGUUGGGUGCUUGUGGUGGUGCAGGACAAACGACGAGUGUCACGUUGACGUCGACGUCGUCCUCGAGGACGUCGUAAAUUUCUAUGUAAUAAUAAAUACCGGUAUUAAAAUUAAUCGAAUUUUCUAAAAAAAAAACAAAAAAACAAAACCGUCUCCGCAUCCUGUGAAAUUCAUAUUGCGAUUGAGUGUCGUUUGAGAUUCGUUGUUUGAAUAAAAAAAAAAUAAAAAAAAACGGAAAUCUCGUUGAAGAAAAAAAAAUUGAAAAAUGAGAAUCACAAAAUUUCAAAAGAGAAAGAAACAGAAAAAAUAUCGUUCGAACGUUAAACGCGUGGGGAUUACAUCGACAUAAAUAUUUUUCACAUCGAACGAAUUGAAUUGAAUAAAAAAAAAAAAAAUAGUGCAAAUGAUAAAACAAAACUUCUUAAUAAAAUACGCGGGGGUCUAGACUCGCCGUACGUUCGCGCGCGCUAUACACCGACCACAUCUUCCGAUCGAUUCUCGCGGGCUGACAAAUCGAGCGAGGAAAUUGUUCGGCGUGGUACCGGAGCCAGAAAGAGAUAGAAACAGCGGCGAGGAAGAGGAGAUUCCGCUGCGAGCGGGUUGGAAAUAAAAGUCGAGAAAAUAGGCGAAAGGAAGGUGAAAACGGAAAAGAAGGUUAAAGAGGGCGGGAGAGGAAGGGCGACGGGGGGGGUUGGUUCUUCGGCGGAAGACUGAAAGGGAUAGAAAGGGAGGAUAAUGACGUUAGAGUUUCCGAGAGCAACGGACCCGGUGAUUAAUCUGAAGAAAUAAAAGUUGAGCGGCGUCGCGGCGACGAUCCAACCCUAGCGAUCGCCGUCGCUGUCACUGGUCUCCGUACGCCGUCGCUCUCGAAUAAACCGUCCGACGUCAGACGUUAAUAAAUUGCGACUGCGACGCGGAGCGGAUUAUGGAUAAAUUAUUAAAACCAAUUCGUUACAAUUUUCGUUGUUCUUGUUGUUGAUGUUUUUCAAAGAAGAAGAAGAAGAAGAAGAAGAAGAUAUAUAUAUAUAUAUAAAUCGUGAGAAAACGUUUGAGCCGCGAGUGCUUCUCGAUUACAUGUAACUCUGGAAUGACUCGAAAGAAAAAGAAAUCGAGAGAAACGAUCCAGAGAACACGUUAAUUAUUCAACAAAUGAAUCGAAACCCCUCGAUCCGAGGAAGCUACCGAAGGAAAAUAUAAUAUCAUCCCGCAGCCAUGUCACGUGUCGAGCAGAGGGUUGUCAGAAAUGCAAUAUUCGCCGCCACCGUACUUUGGGUGUACGCUAUCGCUAGCGAAUUCCCGGAAAGGGAAUGCUGCGAUCCCGUAUAUCCCAUACCGGAACCCACCAGCAGAGCACCGUCUGCACCGACCCCGACGGGAAGAAGCGGUCCGAACAUCAAAACAGCGGUGGCCAUUUUGAAUUGCCUGUUCGCGAGGCAGUUGUGCUUCGAAGACCCUUCCUGCAGUGCAAUUUUGGAGAUCAUACCGAGAGUCUGUGGCCCGGAAUUGGUUGCCUGCUCGACCGUAACGGUGCCGAAGUGUCAAGCAGCUUUGAUUACACUCCAGGCGUUCCCGUUUUUCAAACCAACGUGCCUCUGCAGGGAACCGCACGUUGACCCCGAAUGCAACAGCUUUCGGGAUUUCCUAUUCGAUCAUCCCUGCGUCUAUGUGCUCAAAAAAGAUCCAUUUCCGGUAGAACCAUUACCAACUUGUAACCACGCUUUGAGUGUUUGUCAACGAAGUAAAGCUUGCAUAAAACUAUUCGAGGACUUCAAAACAAACUGCAAAGCCAGAGACGGUAAAUGCAGGAUGGAAAGCAGGGACGCCUGCCACGAUGCAUGGACGCAGCUGCGUCUAUCACCGAUGUUCGGCUGCAUCUGUCCGAACAAUCACAUGAAGCGACGUUGCGACAGAAUAUUUUCUAUGGUUAACCACAACCCGUGCGUCGAGUUUCUGCCCUCCGCGACCGUUGACUUAUCGGGGACCGACUCCGCGCUCUAUCCGUUCGACCCCCACCAGGAUAACUUUCAAGAGUUCUGGUUCCCCCCGACCAGUAUGUACCCAUAUUUUCUCUUCCCUGCGACCGCAACCACGCGAACGUUCAAUGAGAUCGAGGCACGUUACCGCUACCGGGAGUCGCAGCAGCCGCCGCCGCCGCCGCCGCCGCCGCUGCCCGGCGCGCCCGAACUCCCUGGGCGGCGUCACGGGACAUUGGGGCAUCACGACGCAACCGGUACGAUACUUGACCGCAACCGUCACCACCAUGAAAACCGUAACCACGACCACCGCCACGGUCUCGAUCUCGAACCGGACUACGAUCCCGCACCGCAUCCGCACCCGCAUCCGCAUCCCUCCCCCCGUUCCGAUACCGAAGCCGAUCCCGGACCGCCGCCGCCCCCCCCGCCCCCGAUCACCGACGACGAUACCAAUUCCGUCGACCUUAACGCCGUCGGGGGACGAACGCCGUUCUAUGAGCAUGACUACGCUUCGAGCACAGUGACCGUCACCGUCAACCGACAAAAGCACCUUUCCAAUGAGCAGCAUGAACAGAAUCGCGGUCACAGAGUCUAUCAGCACAAUAACAAUCGGCACGGCCUUGCACCCUCAUCGGCAAACUCCCCGUCCGCGGCGGACGAACGCCGCCAUUCCUCGUCCUCCUCGUCCUCGUCCUCUUCGUCCUUCUCGUUCUCCAACGAUUCCCACCCGCAGACACAAAACCGUCACAACAACGACCUUAACCAGCACCAGCACAACAAUCAUCGCAAUAGCCAAGCACCCCCACCGGCACCAGCACCAGCACCGGACCACCAACACCACCAGCACCAGCACAACCAGCACAACCAUCAUCAUCAUCAACAUCAUCAUCAUCGCGAUCACGAACGGCACAACCACGGAAAGAAAUUUGCACCUAGGCCUACUUACGAGCAUCGGAGCGUCGUCGACGAGAUGAUCGACCUCGACGACAACGAGCUUAAGCUCGGCGGGAGGCAGCCGAUCGACCGACUCUUCGGGCUCAGCGAGGCCUUCGAAGGGUUCGUCGACAAAGUGAAGGUCAUAUCACAUCCCGACAACUCGACGAGCUUCGAACUGAUCGAAUCGCAACUGGAGAAUCCACUGAUAGACGCCGAUCACCACGAUCUGGACGCCCUCAAACAGAUACCGUUACCCGGUGUCCACAGGCGGAAAAUUCAUCACGGAAAAAAUCACACGACCAACGACGACAACUCGGCGGGCAGAGGAGCGAUCCUGCCUUCUCCGGUUUCGGAAGCGGACGGUCAGAGGAUCGCGAUCCGGCCGGCGGCCACGCUGACCUUGACCAGCACUUGCCACCAGGCCUAUUCGUCCUGCCGGAACGAUCCGGACUGCAGAACGGUCAUGCAGCCGAUUUUAAACCACUGCGACCUGGGAAGCUGUGCAAGAAAUUCCUGUAUGGACGCUAUGCAGCAAUUUUAUAGAACGGCCGCCGAGCUUCACACAAUGGAGAUAGCUUUUUGUUUAUGCAGGAAAUCCGACGACAAAAGGGACGACUGCAUCGUUGCUCAAGAAAAAAUGCAUCCAGUUUGCGCGCAGAGGGUCGAAGGUGUCGAGAUGCCGACCUGCCACAGUCUCGCCGAAGUAUGCAGGGAGGACAGAGCCUGCAGGGCGAGACUCGAGUACUACGAACAGAGUUGCGCCGUCGACAGUGUGACGAAAAAGUGCGCCGGUGCGCCUAGCGAGUGCCGACGCGCGAUGAUCGGUAUACUGGGCACGGAAUUGCGCUCGAAUUGCGCGUGCAAAGGAACCGACCUGGCCCAGCUCUACGACUGUCUCGGAUGGCAGAGACUCCUCUGGGUUAAUCCGUGCGUGGUGGAAUCGCAGAAGGACUUUCACGCGCGUAGGAAACAGCAACACAAGCAGCGAACAACAACCGUCGUCGCUCCGUCGACCGGAGUCGAAGAGAACGACGCGGACGAUCUAAUGGAACCGGAGGGCGUCGAACCGAUUCCCGAACCAACGCAAAAAACGAUCGUCGAUGUGACGGAAUCGCUGGAAACGACGACGAUCGUUACUACCGUGCCGACCACCACGAGCACGACGACCACUUCGAGCACGAUUCCGCCACGUUUCUGCGUGGUGCAGAGACCGAGGCAAUCGCAUCAGUACAUAAGGGAAGGAAGGGGAAAGAGGCUUUACAGAGACGACGAACCCGAGUGCUCGGAGUUGUGCCAGUGCGGCGAGGGCGAGGUACUGGUCUGCAACACGAUAUGCGUCGAAUCAUCCCCUUGCAAAACGGACUUCGCGUUUUACAACCACGCUGCACCGGCCUAUCAGGCUUACAGGGGUCGGUGUCUUUGCUACAGCGGGCGGUUCAUUUGUAUGAGACCCUUUCCAGAUGCGUACAGCAUACCCCACGGAGUCUUCAUGUUCCUCGGGUACAGCGAAGCCGAUGAAAACCUCCUGAGACCGCACAGCAAUCUCACGGUUCUGGACGCGGUUUCUUCGCUGGACAGUUUCAUGCGACAGGAAGUCGACAAUCAGACGGUGUGCACGCUGCUUCUUUACAACGUGACGAAAGAGAACGUGAUCGCGGUCGCGAAGCUCAGAUCGGAAACAACCGGCCCCGCCAACGCGAGCGGCAACGUACGUCAGACGCAAAAUCAAGUCGAAAGUCAGGCGCAAACGUUGCAGCAACUGAUGCGGAUAAAGGACGAAUGCGCGGAAAUGCUCCGCGACUUGAGCAACAAGAUAAACAACAAACACCACGAAGUUCACACGCAUCCGCUUCUCUCGAUUUUCAAAAUGGCGGAGGUAGAAGUCAGACUUCCGCUGGCUAGCGGGUCCAACUCGUCCCGUGUAACGAAGGAUCCGUUCAACGGGAUCGCUUUGGCGUUGCUUCUGAUCGCCGCAAGUUUCUUCGUCACGAGUAGAAGUAACCGCGCCACCGUUCUCUCCACGCCGAGAACAACGAUUAACAAAACCGCGCGCUGUUGUUCGUGACAGAGUAGAUUAUUCCGCGAUACGAUCGAAAGGAAAAUAACGCUGUACGAGCAACACGGAACCACCACGUAGCGGGUGUGGAUAAAGUUGCGGGCGUUGGGGAGCCGAGUAAUGGAGAAUAAUGAUUCGCUUGAUCCUCCAGUUGUAUACGAAAAGUUUUAAUUGUUUUCUAUCGCGAUAUAACUCGGGAAUCGAGUUGAACGAAAAAUUGGCUAAAGAGAUAAGGGAUGACGUUUCGCGAACGUCGCAUAUCAUUGAAUGGGUGACGGAGAAAAAAAAGAAAACAAACAAACAAACAAACAAAUUCAUAGAAAUUACACAAAGAGUGACCACUUUGUCAUCGAAAACCGAACAAAGAGGACACCCCUCGCGUUUCUACGUUAUUAUAAAUAUAAAAUUAGUCUAUUUCAAUUGAAUUCGAUCUAUGAGCGCCGGAGAAGGCCUAUAGUUUAUAAAUAAACGUUCCAGUUGAAUUAAAAAGAGAAAAACAAAAAAAAAAAAACAAAAAAAAAACAUAUAAAUAUAUACUUUAUAAUGAUAAGUAUAUUCUAAAUGGCGGUGCUGCUGCGCAGAAGUAAUUUUGGUCGAAUAAAAUUCGACGAUAAUUAUCGAUCGCUCCGUAAGGAAAAAAUUUUCACUUACGUAGGUAAUUCUCAUUAUAGUGAUCAACGUCUUCGAGCUGUUUCGUCUGAACGUGGAGCGAACAAAAAAAAAUAAGAAAAAAAAAUAAGAAAUAAUCAUAAAACAAAAACGUUAGGAUAAACACAUACGUGAAAUAAAUUUACGUACGCGUGCAGAAUUAAAUGUAUAAUAAAUUUAGGUGAAAUACAAAAAUGUACAGCUUGUGGUAAAAAGAAAAAAAAAAAAAAAACAGUGGAGUAUGAGAAAGCGGUUUUGUAUAAAUGGGCAUUUCGAAUCGAUUCGACCUGGUCGGAGAUCCUAGACGACAUUUUUCAAUUGGGUUUACAAACCAUUUCGUACGAACGUAUCGGAAAAAAAAAACGAUUUCACUAUUGUACAAAACGAAAAUCAAUGAAUCGAGAGGUUUUAUCGUUGGUCGAGUGCCACUUAAAAAUUGAAUCGAACCGACGUGGAAUGUGCGAUACGGAGACACGCGUCUGUCAACGUAAACCGAAAAUUGAGUCGCUCGUCGUGAUUCCGGUAAAGUCACUCUUAUCCUCUGUACUUAUCCGAUGAAUAACGAAAUAAGUCCUCGCUCAUGCCUACGAUUAUCGCGUGAUGUAUAUUCAUUCGUACACGAACGCAUAAUAUGCCAUUCAUAAUUGAUGAAAUCCGCGAAAUAUUGUAGUUCGACGAUGAAAGGAAAACGAUAAUUCAAUCGGAAGGCAACGAAUUGAAAUUUGCAAAUGGAAAAAAAUUCAAUGACCUAACCUAUAUCUACUUUCAGCGGGUCAUUCAUUCGCGUAUCUCGAGUCGACCGCGCGUUUGUGGCAAAAACUUUAUUGGAUUCGUUUAUUUUUUUACGUUUACUAUACAGCGUAAUAAACUUACGUACUACUGAUAUACGCCCCGAAUGAAUACAUACAUCGAAUGAAUGGACAAGCCGCAAGUUUUCCGGACGAGAACGCGGCAAAUGAGCUGAAUAGGUCGGCGGGAGUUAGAAGUGCAUCUCGAUCGGCGCUCCAUUCAAUGUUUCUCUCGACCACAUUUCGCCUUUUUACAUAAUUAUAGCUCAAAAAAUAUGGGUGAAUGAUUCUCGAAAAUUUUCAGUUUCUUCGCCUUUCCCUCAUUCCCCGUUACCUUUCCCUCGCCCCGAACCGCGAAUUCAGGAAAUCCGCGAUAACUAUUUACAUAUCGUAGUUAUUCGAAAAUCGGAUGAUACAAUUCAACGGAACCGUUCGGAACCGAUAGAAAUUACCCUCUGUCAUUCGCUAACAUUUUCACGGAAUGUAGGAUGACGUCAGUUUCGCGGUGGUUCGUGUCUUCGCUAAAUGUCGAUAAUGUAGACUGAACUUACCGACUGUAGGUGUUGUAGAAAAUUAACAGUAUUUCAAGUUUUUUCAAGUUUUCCCGUGUUAAGAACGUCAAAAUUCACAUCCAAAUGACUGUAACGGAGUUCUCGACUGAACUAUGCUCUUUUGUUUAAUUAUCGACACUUUCGCAAAGCCCACUUUUAUAAUGACUAAUAAUUGCCUCCCUAUCUUCGUGAACAGUAGUGAGCAAACAAAACUAAAAGAAUAAAUUUUUACAAGGAUUUCUGAAUUCGCUGAUUGAAGUUAUCAAUUCAUGAGAAAAAUUUACCAGGUCGCUGAACGUGCGUCGCACAACCUUCACCCGAAGUUUUUAUUACAAUUUUUCAAUGUUCAUCUAAAAUUUCACUCAUAUAGUUAGAAAAUAUUUCAUCGAAACGGUGCUGGCGCCAUUUUAUCAGUAAAAAUAGUUAGAAUAAAAGAAAGACCAUCGUUUUUACUCUGUUGUUUUUAAUAAUCAAAUCUUUACGCAUAUACUUAUUACGUGUGAUCGUUGCUCCUGACCUAGAUAUAAAAAAUUACAACGACGAUUGAAACAAUAACCAGAUAGGGCAUCAAAAAUCUGAAUAAAUAUCCGAACGAAACAAUUUCAAAGUAGGAUCAAGAGCGAGGAUCAAGAGCCCGACGCUCAAAGUACCUCUUGAAUAAAUGAAACCCCUGAAUCGCAGCAUAUUUCUAUGACUCACAGUUUUGAUUUUGAACGCUAUCUCUUGCAUGUACACGAUAUUCAUUAUUCGCGUUUUCUGCUUCUCUUCCGCAAGCUCUUUAGAAAAAUAAAGCAGGUUUUAUCAUUUUGUUCCGUAUCCAGUCCGCACGCUCCCCCUUGUAUCAAAGGUGCGCCGUAUUAUUCCGACCUGCUCAUAGUAUAUCCUCAACUUAAUCCCCUAACUUACCCUAAUCCCAAAUCCCUAUUCGGAAAUCCCUCUCUUUCGUAUUCCCGAAAAAAAUAAGAGAAGAAAAAAAACAAAUUAUAUGAAAAAACUCAACAAAGCGUUAGACAAUGUAGACCAAAACAAUAACUAACAUAGAAUUCUAUAUAAUGUAAUAAUAUUAUUAUCGAUGAAAAAGAUGAAUGAAAAUUAAUAAUAAUAGCCGAUAUGCAUAAAGAAAUAUAGAGACAUGUGUAUAUAUAAAUAUACUGCAUAAUAUUAAUUGCGUAGAAAUGAUGAUGAUAAUAAUGAAUUUUAAAUUCUCAUAAAUUUGCAAUUACAUAAAUUAUGUAAGGAACAACGUUUGAUAUUAGCACGUCAUUAAAAGUCAAAUAAUAUCUCAAAAGAAUAUGAAUAAGUAGUAUAUUUUAACCUGAGGCUAAAAUUUCCGUUCUAAUUUUCGCAAGAAAAUUUCCAUCCAACUGAAUUUACUUGCGACUCUUUUAAUUUGACUCUUGAUGACUGAAGUUAUUAAAUAACAAUUUGAAAA